AUGACUGCUGUCCACACAGGCAACAUAAACUUCAAAUGGGACCCCAAAAGUCUAGAGAUCAGGACUCUGGCAGUUGAAAGACUGUUAGAGCCUCUUGUUACCCAGGUUACAACCUUGGUAAACACCAAUAGCAAGGGGCCCUCUAAUAAGAAGAGAGGUCGUUCUAAGAAGGCCCAUGUUUUGGCUGCAUCUGUUGAACAAGCAACUGAGAAUUUCUUGGAGAAGGGGGAUAAAAUUGCAAAGGAGAGUCAGUUUCUCAAGGAGGAGCUUGUAGCUGCUGUAGAAGAUGUUCGAAAACAAGGUGAUUUGAUGAAGAGUGCUGCAGGAGAGUUUGCAGAUGAUCCCUGCUCUUCCGUGAAGCGUGGCAACAUGGUUCGGGCAGCUCGGGCUUUGCUCUCUGCUGUUACCCGGCUGCUUAUUUUGGCUGACAUGGCAGAUGUCUACAAAUUACUUGUUCAGCUGAAACUUGUAGAAGAUGGUAUCUUGAAACUGAGGAAUGCUGGCACUGAACAGGACUUGGGAAUACAGUAUAAAGCCCUGAAACCUGAAGUGGAUAAACUGAACAUUAUGGCAGCCAAAAGACAACAGGAACUGAAAGAUGUGGGCCAUCGUGAUCAGAUGGCUGCAGCCAGAGGAAUCCUGCAGAAAAACGUUCCAAUCCUCUAUACUGCAUCCCAGGCAUGCCUACAGCAUCCUGACGUCGCAGCCUACAAGGCCAACAGAGACCUGAUAUACAAGCAGCUGCAACAGGCAGUCACAGGAAUUUCUAAUGCAGCCCAGGCCACUGCAUCAGAUGAUGCCUCUCAGCACCAGGGUGGAGGAGGAGGAGAACUGGCAUAUGCCCUCAAUAACUUUGAUAAACAAAUCAUUGUGGACCCCUUGAGCUUCAGCGAGGAGCGCUUUAGGCCUUCCCUGGAGGAGCGCCUGGAGAGCAUCAUUAGUGGGGCUGCCCUGAUGGCUGAUUCAUCCUGCACACGUGAUGACCGGCGUGAGAGAAUCGUGGCAGAGUGUAAUGCUGUCCGCCAGGCCUUGCAGGACCUGCUCUCGGAGUACAUGGGCAAUGCUGGACGUAAAGAAAGAAGUGAUGCACUCAAUUCUGCAAUAGAUAAGAUGACCAAGAAGACCAGAGACCUGCGUAGGCAGCUCCGCAAAGCUGUCAUGGACCAUGUUUCAGAUUCAUUUCUGGAAACCAACGUUCCACUUUUAGUAUUGAUUGAGGCUGCAAAGAAUGGAAAUGAGAAAGAAGUUAAAGAAUAUGCCCAAGUUUUCCGUGAACAUGCCAACAAAUUAAUUGAGGUUGCCAACUUGGCCUGUUCCAUCUCAAACAAUGAAGAAGGUGUAAAGCUUGUUCGAAUGUCUGCAAGCCAGCUAGAAGCCCUCUGUCCUCAGGUUAUCAAUGCUGCAUUGGCUUUGGCAGCAAAACCACAGAGUAAACUGGCCCAAGAGAACAUGGAUCUUUUUAAAGAACAGUGGGAAAAACAAGUCCGAGUUCUCACAGAUGCUGUCGAUGACAUCACUUCCAUUGAUGACUUCUUGGCUGUCUCAGAGAAUCACAUUUUGGAAGACGUGAACAAAUGUGUCAUUGCUCUCCAAGAGAAAGAUGUGGAUGGGCUGGACCGCACAGCUGGUGCAAUUCGAGGCCGGGCUGCCCGGGUCAUUCAUGUCGUCACCUCAGAGAUGGACAACUAUGAACCAGGGGUCUAUACAGAGAAGGUGCUGGAAGCAACCAAGCUGCUCUCCAACACAGUCAUGCCACGUUUUACUGAGCAAGUGGAAGCGGCUGUGGAAGCCCUCAGUUCAGACCCCGCCCAGCCCAUGGAUGAGAACGAGUUUAUCGAUGCCUCCCGCCUGGUGUACGAUGGCAUCCGGGACAUCAGGAAAGCAGUGUUGAUGAUAAGGACCCCUGAGGAGCUGGAUGACUCUGACUUUGAGACUGAAGACUUCGAUGUCAGAAGCAGGACAAGCGUCCAGACAGAAGACGACCAGCUGAUAGCUGGCCAGAGUGCCCGGGCGAUCAUGGCUCAGCUUCCCCAGGAGCAAAAAGCCAAGAUUGCAGAACAGGUGGCUAGUUUUCAGGAAGAAAAGAGCAAGCUGGAUGCUGAGGUGUCCAAGUGGGAUGACAGUGGCAAUGAUAUCAUCGUGCUGGCCAAGCAGAUGUGCAUGAUCAUGAUGGAGAUGACGGACUUCACCCGAGGUAAAGGACCACUGAAAAACACAUCAGAUGUGAUCAGUGCCGCCAAGAAAAUUGCUGAGGCAGGCUCCAGGAUGGAUAAGCUUGGCCGCACCAUUGCAGACCAUUGCCCAGACUCAGCCUGCAAGCAGGACCUGCUGGCCUACCUUCAGCGCAUCGCCCUCUAUUGCCACCAGCUCAACAUCUGCAGCAAAGUCAAGGCCGAGGUGCAGAACCUUGGUGGGGAGCUGGUUGUCUCUGGGGUGGACAGCGCCAUGUCCCUGAUCCAAGCUGCAAAGAACUUGAUGAAUGCGGUGGUGCAGACAGUGAAGGCAUCGUACGUGGCCUCCACCAAAUACCAGAAGUCCCAGGGGAUGGCGUCCCUCAACCUCCCUGCUGUGUCGUGGAAGAUGAAGGCGCCUGAGAAAAAGCCCUUGGUGAAGAGAGAGAAACAGGAUGAGACGCAGACCAAGAUUAAAAGGGCAUCUCAGAAGAAGCAUGUGAACCCCGUGCAGGCCCUCAGUGAGUUCAAAGCUAUGGACAGCAUCUAA
Rangifer tarandus platyrhynchus (Svalbard reindeer) is the source of this 2721-nucleotide messenger RNA. NCBI's taxonomy places the organism in Eukaryota, Metazoa, Chordata, Mammalia, Artiodactyla, Cervidae. The record is from the annotation of a GenBank genome assembly.